CCCUCCCCCCGGAAUGUUGGUGUGGUGGGAAAGCACAGUCCUCCCUCCUGUGAUGUGGCGUAUGUGUACCUGGGACUGAGAGUCUUGGAGGAAAAACAGCAGGUCUUAGAGAAAAGGACAGUUUGGGCAAAAACCUCAAAACCUGAGGAGUAAUACAUUAAACUUUGAAAUAAUGGACCUACAUAAAUGCUACUAAGAUUUAAUACAAAUUCAGAAGAGCCUGCAGUAGAUGCAGCAUUACCCUGACAGGACUUAUGCUCAGGUGGGCAUGCAGGGGAAGAGCUAUGAGAGAGAAGGGCCACAGCUGUGGGUCCCCAGGGGCUGUAAGACACAACCUGGCAUCUUUCUCAGUCAUCUCCUUGAUGGCCUACAUGUCCCAUCUUUGUCUUCUGGUCAAGAAUAUCCAUGUGGCUUCUUCACAUUUAAGAGACUGGAUUCUGUACUUCUCCAGGGCAGGUGUACAGACAAAGCAACUGAGCUCACUCAUGGGCCAUUUGCAUGGGGUGUAGGAGAGAUGUGGGCUGUGUGUGUGUUUGCCCCGCAGUCACUGUGUUCAUUAGGAGGCGAGUUCCUCCUGAUCUGAUGUCACUCAGCAGAAUGGUGUUGCCUGCACUGUGUCCUGCAUAAGCUGCCCCAAGUCUACAGUGGGUGACUUUGUUCUUGGCUGUUUACAUGCACAUGACCACGUUGUAGACACAUUAUUACAGCAUCUUUAUUUGACCAUAUUAAAAUAUAGCUAGACUAGGGCGGCACCCAUGGUUCAGUGAGUAGGCCGCCGGCCCCAUAUACCAAGGGUGACGGGUUCAAACCUGGCCCCAGCCAAACUGCAACAAAAAAUAGCCGGGCAUUGGUGGCAGGCGCCUGUAGUCCCAGCUACUCGGGAGGCUGAGGCAAGAGAAUCGCCUAAGCCCAAGAGCUGGAGGUUGCUGCGAUCUGUGAUGCAAUGGCACUCUACCAAGGGCAACAGAGUGAGACUCUGUCUCUUAAAAAAUAUAUAUAUAUACAUAUAUAUAUAUAUACACACACACAUACACAUACAUAGAGCUAGACUAGAUUCACAAAGAAGGGGAACCAUUUUUAAGUAAAUAAAUUAUUGUUCUAGUUGACUUAUAUGCCAGUUGCUGUUUUUUUUUGCUCUUGACAUUCAUGUGUUAACCCAGCCUUUGUUUCUUAUAUUCCCAAAUACUGUUUGAGGGGUCCUGACAAUCCCCAUUUCACAACCUUUCCUCUCAGGAAAGAGUAACCUCAAAAAUAGGUAAAAGGAAAUUGAGGAAGGAGACUUCAGAACACAGUGUUGUAGGAGUGGCCGGCUCACCGGGGUGGGGCCUGCUUUGGCUCACAGUUGGUGCCUGAUCCUUCCUAUACCCCUCUGUCACGGCCUGCUUCCCAGCCAUCCUUGGUCUUUUCGGUCCACUGUCUUAAAAUGGUCCUUUACAUCCCACGGUGGGUGCCCCGGGAUUUGAAUGUCCUAACAGCAAACCUCAUAGAAGGAAACAGGAGAGCUUUCAGUCGUGAGUUUGAAGUGCAGCGUGUGCUUUUGUCCUUACUGGUGACGUUCAGUUCAUCAGAAGCACUUUGUAUCAGAAGACAUGUGCCUUGAGAAUGGGAUUUUUUUUUUUUUUUCUGAAACAGUCUCACUAUGUCACCCUGGGUAGAGUGCCAUAGUGUCAUCAUAGCCUGUAGCAGCAUCAAACUCUUGGACUCAAGCGAUGCUCUUGCCUCAGCCUCCUGAGUAGCUGGGAUUACAGGCGCCUGCCACAGCACCCAGCUAGUUUUCCUGCCUUUAGUAGAGAUGGUCUCACUCUUGCUCAGGCUGGUCUCAAACUCCUGAGCUCAAGCAAUCCACCCCCGUCAUUCUCCCAGAAUAUGAGGAUUACAGGUGUGAGCCACCAUGCCUGGCCCAUGUUCACAGAAUUUACAACCAUUACCAUUAUGUAUUUUCAAAACUUUUUCUUCGCCCCUCCUUUUUUUUCCAUGUGUAUUGAGAGUCUUUCUCAGCAGGUUGCCCUCUACAUGUCCCCUUCUCUACAUUUUAUCUGUUAAAGAAUUGGUGUGUUUGCUUUUUUUCCCCCUCUUCCGGGGACGCUGUUUAGAGGCACUCAGAAUGGUGCAGCAGUUGAUAUACCGUCAUAGGGUUUCCUACAAUACAGUCUCUAACAAAACCAGGCUGUCCCGAACCUCUGGUAACAGAAUUGUUUACCUUUAUACCAAGAAGGUUGGGAAAGCACCAAAAUCUGCAUGUGGCAUGUGCCCAAGCAGACUUCGAGGGGUUUGCACUGUGAGACCUAAAGUUCUUAUGAGGUUGUCUAAAAUAAAAAAACAUGUCAGCAGGGCCUAUGAUGGUUCCGUGUGUGCUAAAUGUGCUCGUGACAGGAUCAAGUGUGCUUUCCUUUCUGAGGAGCAGACAAUCGUUGUGAAAGUGUUGAAGGCACAAGCACAGAGUCAGAAAGCUAAAUGAGAAAAUGAAGUUUUUUUUUUUUUUUUGAGUAAUAAAAAUUAAGACUGAAAAAAAAAAAAAAGAAUUGGUGUGUUUUAUCCUCGGUACCUGCUUUAGACCCUGUAUGAGCGUGUGCAUGGAGUAGUCUGGCAGGCCCUUGGUCCUGUCCUGCCUAAGAAUCGCUGGCAGGAUCUCGAGGCUGGAGCAGAGUCUACUCAAGUCUCUGUUCAUGCAGGAGGCUUGCUGCACGCGCUUGCCUGUUACUAGGGACCUUAGUAGCUCUUGCCUGAUUGGUCUCCAUUUUAAAUAUAUGAUAUUAAUUAGGCUCGGAAGAAAACUUACUCAAACUGAUGUUACUUCUUUCUCUUUUUCAAUAAUAAUAUUAUGUCACAUACACACUGGUAGCAUUAUAGUGGGAAUAUUUCCAUGGCACUGUCUUGUAUUUGAAACUGAUAUUUAGAUAGAAACGUGUUCACUGAACCACUGAGUUUGUUCAGCCGUGGGGUGUUCCCCGCGCCUCUCUGAUUCCAGCACAGCUUUGCUCGCACAUAGGCUCUGUGCCUACAGGUGCUUCUCCAGCUCUUCCACCACAGGUAGCUCCAGGACCUCCUCCCCUCCACUGGCUUUGUUCUUUCUUAGCUCAAAAUUAUCUGUAUUCUGUAACUUGGAAGAGAGAAGUUUGUACUUCUGGGAGCAAUGGGGAUGGGGAGCACAGGAUGCAGUGUAGCACUGGUGUUCCUAGUCUUCCUGCUUUCCAGGUGGUACAGGGGUGUGGGAUGGGAUGACAUAGAAAUUGGAUUCUGGGCCCGGCACGGUAGCUCAUGCCUCUAAUCCUAGCACUCUUGGAGUCUGAAGCAAGUGGAUUUGCCUGAGCUUCUGAGUUUCAGACAGCCUGAGCCAGAGCGAGACCUCAUCUCUUAAAAAAAAAAGGUAGCUGGGCGUUGUGGCGGGUGCCUAUAGUCCCAGCUACUUGGGAGACUGAGGCAAGAGACUCACUUAAGCCCAAGAGUGAGGUUGCUAUGAGCUGUGACACCACAGCACUUUACCGAGGGUGAAAAAAUAAAACUCUGUCUAAAAAAAAAAAAAAAAAAUCUUCAAACUAAAGAAAUUGGCUUUUGCUUGAGGAAUGGAAGUCAGUCGUGUGAAGACCAGGGCCAGCAGAAGGGGAGAAAAGCCACAUCCUUGGCUGUCGCAUGGUAAGCACAAGACUGUUUUCUUCAGGGCCUGGAGGCUCGCCCUUAGCCUCACCUAUAGCCUCACUGGAAUCUGUGUCUUGAGUCUUGUUUCCCGAGAGGCAGAAACUACCUUAGAAGAGCAGCUGUAGCAGUCAGCACGUGCCCAGUGCAUUUCCUUCCUUCUCUGGACUACCUCACACCUCUGCUCCUUGUGCCCUCGUGUGUGGGCAGCUUCGGCUUCAGCAAGCAGGGCCAUGCCCGCCAGCUCCCCUGUCCACGCCUCCGUGUAUUUCCUGUGAAGUUGGAGAUGGUGGGAGAAGAGGCAGCUGUUCCUGCCCAGGUCCACCCUGGAAGGACAAUAGGGUAUAAAGAGAGUACAUGAAAGUGUUUCUUCAAGUAAUUGGAUUUUAUGUUUUACUAUAUCUGAAAAGUAGGCAUAAAUUUUAUUUCUGAUCAGGGGAUUUUCUUGCUGUGGGGUAGUGUGUUUCAGCAAGGUGAGCCUGUUUCCAGCCCACAUUUAACAGUCACCGGGCCAUGAUCCAGAGCAGAGCUGGCUUGUCACUACUGUUUCUGAGGAGCUGUUACUUCUGAGUAUCCUCUUCACACCCAGAAUCUCUUCUGGGUGCCCCACAUGUGUGAUUUUUAAUCCCUCCCAGCACCCUGCUGCAGGUGUAUAGUGUCCCCAUUUCCCUGGGGACCUGAGCUGACACAACACCACGACAGCAGCAGGAGCGCUUUGCCUGUGUCUGGUUCAGAGCCUUUGGCACUAUACUGUGUGAUGAG
Molecule: messenger RNA, 4395 nt
Organism: Nycticebus coucang (slow loris)
Lineage: Eukaryota; Metazoa; Chordata; Mammalia; Primates; Lorisidae
Product: 60S ribosomal protein L34-like
Exons: 1
Coding region: 1892-2458 (188 amino acids)
Biological process (GO): translation
Cellular component (GO): ribosome
Molecular function (GO): structural constituent of ribosome
Source: RefSeq, a predicted model, not a curated record